Molecule: messenger RNA, 5732 nt
Organism: Echinops telfairi (small Madagascar hedgehog)
Lineage: Eukaryota; Metazoa; Chordata; Mammalia; Afrosoricida; Tenrecidae
Product: myosin-3
Exons: 37
Coding region: 1-5643 (1880 amino acids)
Cellular component (GO): myosin complex
Molecular function (GO): ATP binding; actin filament binding; cytoskeletal motor activity
Source: RefSeq, a predicted model, not a curated record
AUGAGCAGCGAUAGUGAGAUGGAAGUGUUCGGCACAGCCGCCCCCUUUCUCCGGAAGUCGGAGAAGGAGAGAAUCGAGGCUCAGAACCAGCCCUUUGAUGCCAAAACCUACUGCUUUGUGGUGGACUCCCAGCAAGAGUAUGCCAAAGGGAAAAUCAAGAGCUCACAAGACGGGAAGGUCACCGUGGAAACAGAAGACAACAGGACCCUGGUGGUCAAACCUGAGGACGUGUAUGCAAUGAACCCGCCCAAGUUUGACAAGAUCGAGGACAUGGCCAUGCUGACUCACCUGAACGAGCCUGCCGUGCUCUACAACCUCAAGGACCGCUACACCUCCUGGAUGAUCUACACCUACUCGGGCCUCUUCUGCGUCACCGUCAACCCCUACAAGUGGCUGCCGGUGUAUAACCCUGAGGUGGUGGCCGCCUACCGAGGCAAAAAGCGCCAGGAGGCACCACCCCACAUCUUCUCCAUCUCCGACAACGCCUAUCAGUUCAUGCUGACCGAUCGUGAAAACCAGUCCAUUCUGAUCACCGGAGAAUCCGGGGCAGGGAAGACGGUGAACACCAAGCGGGUCAUCCAGUACUUUGCAACAAUUGCAGCUACUGGGGAGCUCAGCAAGAAGAAGGACUUGAAAAUGAAGGGGACACUGGAAGAUCAGAUCAUCAGUGCCAACCCGCUGCUGGAGGCCUUUGGCAACGCCAAGACCGUGAGGAACGACAACUCCUCCCGCUUUCAACUCUACGCGCAACGGAAGCACGCCGACAACAUGGUCCUGCUUCAUGCUCACGAGCUGCUGCUUAUUACAACCAACCCUUACGACUACCCGUUCAUCAGCCAGGGAGAAAUCCUGGUGGCCAGCAUCGAUGAUGCCGAGGAGCUGUUGGCGACGGAUAGUGCCAUAGACAUACUAGGCUUCACCCCGGAAGAGAAGUCCGGGCUCUACAAGCUGACGGGAGCCGUGAUGCACUAUGGGAACAUGAAGUUCAAGCAGAAGCAGCGAGAGGAGCAGGCAGAGCCAGAUGGCACGGAAGUGGCUGACAAAACAGCCUACCUGAUGGGCCUGAACUCCUCGGACCUGCUGAAGGCUCUGUGCUUCCCCAGAGUGAAAGUUGGGAAUGAGUAUGUUACCAAAGGUCAAACUGUGGAUCAGGUUCACCAUGCAGUGAAUGCCCUUUCCAAGUCUGUUUAUGAGAAGUUGUUCUUGUGGAUGGUCACGCGCAUCAACCAGCAACUGGACACCAAGCUCCCGAGACAGCAUUUCAUUGGGGUCCUUGACAUCGCGGGGUUUGAAAUCUUUGAGUUCAACAGCCUGGAGCAGCUGUGCAUCAACUUCACCAACGAGAAGCUGCAGCAGUUCUUCAACCACCACAUGUUCGUGCUGGAGCAGGAGGAGUACAAGAAGGAGGGCAUCGAGUGGACCUUCAUCGACUUCGGGAUGGACCUGGCUGCCUGCAUCGAGCUCAUCGAGAAGCCCAUGGGCAUCUUCUCCAUCCUGGAGGAGGAGUGCAUGUUCCCCAAGGCCACAGACACCUCCUUCAAGAACAAGCUGUACGACCAGCACCUGGGCAAGUCCAGCAACUUCCAGAAGCCCAAGGUGGUGAAGGGCAGGGCUGAGGCCCACUUCUCGCUGAUCCACUACGCCGGCACAGUGGACUACAGUGUCUCGGGCUGGCUGGAGAAGAACAAGGACCCCCUGAAUGAGACCGUGGUCGGCCUGUACCAGAAGUCCUCUAACAGGCUCCUGGCGCACCUCUAUGCCACGUUUGCCACGGCCGAUGCUGACAGUGGAAAGAAGAAAGUCGCCAAGAAGAAGGGCUCUUCCUUCCAGACCGUCUCGGCCCUUUUCAGGGAAAACCUGAACAAGCUGAUGUCCAAUUUAAGAACAACCCACCCCCACUUUGUGCGUUGUAUCAUCCCCAAUGAGACCAAAACCGCAGGGGCUAUGGAACAUAGCCUUGUCCUCCAUCAGCUGCGGUGUAACGGGGUACUUGAAGGCAUCCGCAUCUGCAGGAAGGGCUUCCCAAACAGGAUUCUCUACGGGGAUUUUAAACAAAGAUACCGUGUGCUGAAUGCCAGCGCAAUCCCCGAGGGGCAGUUCAUCGACAGCAAGAAAGCAUGUGAAAAACUGUUGGCCUCUAUUGACAUUGACCACACGCAGUACAAGUUUGGACACACCAAGGUGUUCUUCAAGGCCGGCUUGCUGGGGACGCUGGAGGAGAUGCGGGACGACCGCUUGGCCAAGCUGAUCACCCGCACCCAAGCUGUGUGUAGAGGGUUUCUCAUGCGUGUGGAAUUCCAGAAGAUGGUACAGAGAAGGGAAUCCAUCUUCUGCAUCCAGUACAACGUCCGCGCCUUCAUGAACGUCAAGCACUGGCCCUGGAUGAAGCUGUUCUUCAAGAUCAAGCCCCUGUUGAAGAGCGCGGAGACCGAGAAGGAGAUGGCCAUGAUGAAGGAGGAGUUUGCCAAAACCAAAGAAGAGCUCGCCAAGUCAGAAGCUAAACGGAAGGAGCUGGAAGAAAAAUUGGUGACCCUGGUCCAAGAGAAAAAUGACCUGCAGCUACAAGUUCAAGCUGAAAGUGAAAACUUGUUGGAUGCUGAGGAGAGAUGCGACCAGCUGAUCAAAGCCAAGUUCCAGCUGGAGGCCAAGAUCAAAGAGGUGACAGAGAGGGCUGAGGACGAGGAGGAGAUCAACGCCGAGCUGACGGCCAAGAAGAGGAAGCUGGAGGAUGAAUGCUCCGAGCUCAAGAAAGACAUAGACGACCUGGAGCUGACACUGGCCAAGGUGGAGAAGGAGAAACAUGCCACGGAGAACAAGGUUAAAAACCUUACUGAGGAGCUUGCUGGGCUGGAUGAAACCAUCGCCAAAUUAACCAGGGAGAAGAAAGCCCUCCAGGAGGCCCACCAGCAGGCCCUGGACGACCUCCAAGCUGAAGAAGACAAAGUCAAUUCUCUGAGCAAAGUCAAGAGCAAACUAGAACAGCAAGUCGAUGACUUGGAAAGCUCCUUAGAACAAGAAAAGAAGCUCCGUGUGGACCUGGAACGGAACAAAAGGAAGCUCGAGGGUGACUUGAAGCUUUCCCAGGAGUGCAUCCUGGACCUGGAGAACGACAAGCAGCAGUGGGAAGAGAGAUGCAAGAAGAAGGAUUUCGAAUACAGUCAACUCCAAAGCAAAGUGGAGGAUGAGCAAACGCUGGGCCUCCAGUUCCAGAAGAAAAUCAAGGAGCUGCAGGCUCGCACCGAGGAGCUGGAAGAGGAGAUCGAAGCCGAGCGGGCCAACAGGGCCAAGGCCGAGAAGCAGCGCAGCGACUAUGCCCGCGAGCUGGAGGAGCUCAGCGAGCGGCUGGAGGAGGCAGGCGGCGUCACCUCCACCCAGAUCGAGCUGAACAAGAAGCGGGAGGCGGAGUUCCUGAAGCUACGCAGGGACCUGGAGGAGGCCACCCUGCAGCACGAGGCCACGGUGGCCACCCUGCGCAAGAAGCACGGGGACGGCGCGGCCGAGCUCGGGGAGCAGAUCGACAACCUGCAGCGGGUCAAGCAGAAGCUGGAGAAGGAGAAGAGCGAGCUGAAGAUGGAGCUGGACGACCUGGCCAGCAACGUGGAGAGCGUGGCCAAGUCUAAGGCAAACCUGGAGAAGAUAUGCCGGACACUGGAGGACCAGUUAAGUGAGUCUAGAAGCAAGAACGAGGAGAUGCAGAGAAGCCUGAGUGAGCUGACAACGCAGAAGUCUCGCCUGCAGACGGAGGCUGGUGAGCUGGGCCGUCAACUGGAGGAAAGGGAAAGCAUUGUCUCCCAGCUUUCCCGAAGCAAGCAGGCCUCUACCCAACAGACAGAAGAACUCAAGAGGCAGCUGGAGGAAGAGAGCAAGGCCAAGAACGCCCUGGCCCACGCCCUGCAGUCCUCGCGCCAUGACUGUGACCUGCUGCGGGAACAGUAUGAGGAGGAGCAGGAGUCCAAGGCCGAGCUGCAGCGGGCCCUGUCCAAGGCCAACAGUGAGGUGGCCCAGUGGAGGACCAAAUACGAGACGGACGCCAUCCAGCGCACAGAGGAGCUGGAGGAGGCCAAGAAAAAACUUGCUCAGCGCCUUCAGGAUUCUGAGGAGCAAGUGGAGGCCGUGAAUGCUAAAUGUGCUUCCUUGGAGAAGACCAAGCAGAGGCUGCAAGGAGAGGUGGAGGAUCUGAUGGUUGAUGUGGAAAGAGCCAAUUCCCUGGCCGCAGCCCUGGACAAGAAGCAGAGGAACUUUGAUAAGGUGCUGGCCGAAUGGAAGACCAAGUGUGAGGAGAGCCAAGCCGAGCUGGAAGCGUCCCUGAAGGAGUCUCGCUCCCUGAGCACGGAGCUCUUCAAGCUGAAAAACGCCUACGAGGAAGCCUUAGACCAACUGGAAACCGUGAAACGAGAAAACAAGAACUUAGAGCGUAAGCAAGCCAGGCCGCGGGCGAGCGUGCGUGCAUGUGACGUCACUGCGCAGGCCACUCUCGAGCACGAAGAGGCCAAGAUCCUGCGCAUCCAGCUCGAAUUGACCCAAGUGAAAUCGGACGUCGACAGGAAGAUGGCGGAGAAAGACGAGGAGAUGGAGCAGCUGAAGAGGAACUACCAGAGGACGGUGGAGACCAUGCAGAGCGCCCUGGACGCCGAGGUGCGGAGCAGGAACGAAGCCAUCAGGAUCAAGAAGAAGAUGGAGGGCGAUCUGAACGAAAUCGAGAUCCAGUUGAGCCACGCCAGCCGCCAGGCUGCCGAGACCCUGAAGCACGUCCGGGCCGUCCAGGGCCAGCUGAAGGAGACCCAGCUGCACCUGGACGAUGCCCUGCGGGGCCAGGAGGACCUGAAGGAGCAGUUGGCCAUCGUGGAGCGCAGAGGCAGCCUGCUGCAGGCCGAGGUGGAGGAGCUGCGGGCCUCCCUGGAGCAGACGGAGCGAGCCCGGAAGCUGGCUGAGCAGGAGCUGCUGGAUUCCAAUGAGAGGGUACAGCUGCUGCACACCCAGAACACCAGCCUCAUCCAUACCAAGAAGAAGCUGGAGACGGACCUCACGCAUCUCCAAAGUGAGGUUGAAGAUGCCAGCAGGGAGGCAAGGAACGCAGACGAGAAAGCCAAGAAGGCAGUUACGGAUGCGGCCAUCAUGGCCGAGGAGCUGAAGAAGGAGCAGGACACGAGUGCCCACCUGGAGCGGAUGAAGAAGAACCUGGAGCAGACGGUGAAGGACCUGCAGCACCGGCUGGAUGAGGCGGAGCAGCUGGCCCUCAAGGGGGGCAAGAAGCAGAUCCAGAAGCUGGAGAACCGGAUCCGUGAGUUGGAGCUGGAGCUGGAAGGGGAGCAGAAGAAGAACACGGAGUCUGUCAAAGGCCUCAGGAAGUACGAGCGCCGGGUCAAGGAGCUGACGUACCAGAGCGAAGAGGACAGGAAGAAUGUGCUGAGGCUGCAGGAUCUGGUGGACAAGCUGCAGGUGAAAGUGAAGUCCUACAAGAGGCAGGCGGAGGAGGCGGAUGAACAAGCCAACGCUCACCUCACCAAAUUCCGGAAAGCUCAGCAUGAGCUCGAGGAAGCCGAGGAGCGGGCGGACAUUGCUGAAUCCCAAGUCAAUAAGCUGCGAGCUAAGACCCGGGACUUCACCUCCAGCAGGAUGGUUGUCCACGAGAGUGAAGAGUGAGCGAGACCCUUCUGGAGCAGGCAGGAAAUAUUCACAAUGGCUGUUUCCUGGGCUCCUGACGGAAAGCCUUCAUGUCCCCGUGACUGCUC